GGUGCGCGAGCAGCGCGCUCCCGCCGCCCGCGUCGCCAUCUUUUCCCCCUCCGUCCGUCUGUCUGCCGUUGGCUUUGUCCGUCUGCAGCGCCGCCCCUCGGCUCACCGCCCUCGGCUUGGCCCGCAGCUGCCCUCCGCCUGCCGGGGCCCGGUCCCGGAGAGCCCGGCCUGGCCAUCCCGAGCCGCAGCCCGGGGCCCAUUGUCCGGCGGUCCGUCUGUCCGGAGGCGGGGCCCAGGGACCCGGAGCGCUGCGCAGCGCCGAGGCGCCGGAUACGGAUCGCUGGGAUUCAGACAAGUGUACUUUCCUCUGUGGGAACCGCACCAGAGCUGGAGGUCAGCACCCUGCAAGGAGGUAGUAACAUAUCCAGUUGUGAAACUGGGAAAGGCCAGAGCUCUUGGAUUAGGGAAACAUGUCCCGUCGGAAACAGACAAAUCCAAAUAAAGUUCACUGGGAUCAAGUAUUUGCUGGGCUAGAAGAGCAAGCCCGCCAGGCGAUGAUGAAAACUGAUUUUCCUGGAGACCUUGACGGUCAACGACAAGCUAUCCAACAACUAAGAGAUCAGGACUCCAGUAGCAGUGACAGUGAGGGUGAUGAAGAGGAGACCACACAAGAUGAAGUCUCUUCCCACACAUCAGAGGAAGAUGGAGGGGUGGUCAAAGUGGAAAAAGAGUUAGAAAAUGCAGAACAGCCUGUUGGUGGGAACGAAGUGGUAGAGCAUGAGGUCACAGAGAAUUUGAAUACCGACCCCUUACUUGGACUCUGCCAGUGUCCCCUCUGCCAACUAGACUGUGGGAGUCGGGAGCAGCUGAUUGCUCACGUGUACCAGCACACUGCAGCAGUUGUGAGUGCCAAGAGCUACAUGUGUCCUGUCUGUGGCCGGGCCCUUAGCUCCCCAGGGUCAUUGGGUCGCCACCUCCUAAUCCACUCGGAGGACCAGCGGUCCAACUGUGCCGUGUGUGGAGCCCGUUUCACCAGCCAUGCCACGUUUAACAGUGAGAAACUUCCUGAAGUACUUAAUAUGGAAUCCCUACCCCCAGCCCACAGUGAGGGCCCCUCCAGUGCUGAGGGGAAGGACAUUGCCUUUAGCCCUCCAGUUUACCCUGCUGGAAUUCUGCUUGUGUGCAACAACUGUGCUGCCUACCGUAAGCUCCUGGAAGCCCAGACCCCCAGCGUACGCAAGUGGGCCCUCCGUCGACAGAACGAGCCUUUGGAAGUAAGGUUGCAGCGGCUGGAACGAGAGCGCACAGCCAAGAAGAGCCGGCGGGACAAUGAGACCCCCGAGGAGCGGGAGGUAAGGCGCAUGAGGGACCGUGAGGCCAAGCGCCUGCAGCGCAUGCAGGAGACAGAUGAGCAGCGGGCACGCCGGCUGCAGCGGGACCGGGAGGCCAUGAGGCUCAAGCGGGCCAAUGAAACCCCGGAGAAGCGGCAGGCCCGGCUCAUCCGGGAGCGGGAGGCUAAGCGGCUCAAGAGGAGGCUGGAGAAGAUGGACAUGAUGUUGCGAGCUCAGUUUGGCCAGGACCCUUCUGCCAUGGCAGCUUUAGCAGCCGAAAUGAACUUCUUCCAGCUACCUGUGAGUGGGGUAGAGUUGGACAGCCAGCUCCUGGGCAAGAUGGCCUUUGAGGAGCAGAACAGCAGCUCUCUGCACUGAACCACAAACACCUUCCUGCCUGCCCUCCUGCUCACCCGCCCACCCAAGCCCACAGGGACCAGUGCUGCAGCCACCCACAGGGCCCUGUCCUUACUGCCAGAGGCAGGCCCUGGUUUGUUGCAGAUGGACCUGUGCACUCCUUGCAUGUCGGAGCAGGAUGAUGGGGUCAGCAGGAAACCAGCUCAAGGCUGGACAAGGGAGCAGGCACUCCACAGAACUGGACUCCCCAGCCCACCGCUGCAGGGCAUGCUGUAGGACUGUGGGGCCCCCAGGUGGCCCAUGGAGUUGUAAGGGCAAAUAAAUUAAUUUUAUCUUUAUUGGCCA
Myotis lucifugus (little brown bat) is the source of this 1973-nucleotide messenger RNA. It is a transcript of the gene ZNF821, whose product is annotated as zinc finger protein 821. The record is from RefSeq and is a predicted model, not a curated record. Gene Ontology annotation, biological process: regulation of transcription by RNA polymerase II. NCBI's taxonomy places the organism in Eukaryota, Metazoa, Chordata, Mammalia, Chiroptera, Vespertilionidae. The transcript is spliced from 8 exons. Gene Ontology annotation, molecular function: RNA polymerase II cis-regulatory region sequence-specific DNA binding; DNA-binding transcription factor activity. The coding region runs from base 411 to 1649 and encodes 412 amino acids.